Etheostoma spectabile (orangethroat darter) is the source of this 1105-nucleotide messenger RNA. RefSeq names its product SUB1 regulator of transcription a (gene sub1a). Gene Ontology annotation, biological process: positive regulation of transcription initiation by RNA polymerase II. Gene Ontology annotation, molecular function: DNA binding; transcription coactivator activity. The coding region runs from base 253 to 630 and encodes 125 amino acids. The transcript has 5 exons. The record is from RefSeq and is a predicted model, not a curated record. NCBI's taxonomy places the organism in Eukaryota, Metazoa, Chordata, Actinopteri, Perciformes, Percidae.
UUCAGGUAUGAGUUAUAACUAAAUCAUUUGUAGGCCUACUUGUGUGUUUUGGUAAACGAACAGGUUUCAGGUUUUAGUGGGUUUGGUAGGGGAAACACAUACCGACGGGGGAACAGCCAUCGCGACAACACCGGUACGGUACGUUGGGGUUUUAGGUAGGCAGCCAGUAGCCUACUACUUCCUCGCACCGGAAAAUCAAUCAGCUUUCCGCUUCCCGUCAAGAGAUCCGCAAAACUACAUCACAUCAUCAAAAUGCCCAAAUCAAAGGAAGUGCUGUCCUCCACAUCUGGAAGUGACUCUGACAGUGAAGUAGAGACCAAGGCAAAGAGAAAGAAGUCAAAUCCACCAGAGAAACCAGCCAAAAAACCAAAGAGCGGUGAGAGUUCCAAGCCAGGAGGCUCAUCCAAGGGCAGCGGCAAUGGCGAUGACAACAUGUUCCAGAUUGGAAAGAUGAGAUAUGUCAGCGUCAGGGACUUCAAAGGCAAAGUCCUGAUUGACAUCAGAGAGUACUGGAUGAACCAAGAUGGGGAGAUGAAGCCUGGGAAAAAAGGUAUCUCUCUGAAUCCAGAACAGUGGAACCAACUGAAGGACCAGAUUUCAGAAAUUGAUGACGCCAUGAAGAGAAUAUAAGCAUUCCGGUUGAUGUGAUCUGUUGAACUUAUUCCUUUGUUAGUUGGCUUAUCAGUUUUGUAAAAAUCCUGGAUGUGUUUUCUAAUGGACUUGUUUAGUUUGUAGUUGUAUAGACCUAAAGUUGUCUGCAUACUCUGGUUUUCAGUGUGAAACUUGUUCUUGAGCUGUUUAAGGAAAGGGAUGGGUGGAUGAGUAGGUGGUGGGUAGAGCGUAUCAAUACCGUGAUGUUUUUUAUUGAAUAAUAAAAAUGAGGCACUAGCUUAAUGUUGAUGUUCACUGUGUAAGUCCAUGGUCACAGUUUGAUUAUCAUGAAUUUUAGGACUCUGUUUGAUCUCACCUUUGUAAUGUGUAGCACCCAACAUCCGUGCUCUUCAUUUCAGAAAGUCGAUCCAGUCUGGCAUGUUGUACCUGCAAGUGAUUAGACCCAUGGUGACCCAUGGGUUAGGUUUUGAAAUAAAUGAUACUGUCAAACAAA